This is a messenger RNA of Drosophila melanogaster (fruit fly), 6782 nucleotides long. It is a transcript of the gene Patronin, whose product is annotated as patronin. Gene Ontology annotation, cellular component: microtubule organizing center; microtubule; centrosome. Gene Ontology annotation, biological process: neuron projection development. NCBI's taxonomy places the organism in Eukaryota, Metazoa, Arthropoda, Insecta, Diptera, Drosophilidae. Gene Ontology annotation, molecular function: spectrin binding; calmodulin binding; microtubule binding. The record is from RefSeq and is marked reviewed. The transcript is spliced from 21 exons. The coding region runs from base 380 to 5371 and encodes 1663 amino acids.
UCACAUGAAAAUUUGUAAGAUUUUAGAGCAGAUCGGUGUCCGUGAUUUUCUCAAUUUAAGCCCAAUUUGUAGUAUUAAAGCUGUUGAAAAAUGCAGCGGGGACGAGCGCGAACCGUGUGAAAUGCAUGCGAAAGUCGUCGGUGCAGCAAAUCAGUGCGAAAAACAUCCCAAAUGCUCCAAGUGAAAAUCACCUAAGCUGAGGAAAACUCCAAGCCACACUCACACACACACGCACUCGCUCGCACGCAGAAAAGAGACAAGUGAAAAAGGAAAAGCGGUGUGUUGUGGUCAAACAUAGAGUGCGAAAAGUGCAAAAAGUGCGGAAAGUGAAGUGGCGGGCGUCGGAGAGCCGGAGUCCGUCGCAGGAAAAUCCGUCAGCAUGGAUGUCGAAACACAGGAAAUACGACAGGCUCGUCAACGUGCUUCCGUCAAAUGGCUGCUCUCAAAGGCGUUCAACAAUCGCGUGCCAGACAACCUGAAGGAGCCCUUCUACCGCGACCAUGAGAACCAGGAGCGCCUCAAGCCGCAGAUCAUCGUGGAGCUGGGCAAUGCCACGCUCUACUGCCAGACGCUGGCCAAUCUGUACUCAGAUCCCAACUACCAAAGCAUGAACCACUGGUCAAUAAUACAGACGCUAGCGCGCAAGGGAGUUCCCGUGGCCGAAUCCGCGGACAUGCCCAUUACCGAAACGGUAUUAAUUCAAACAAAUCCGCUGCGAAUUAACGCCCACAUGUCUGUGAUAGAAUCGCUGAUGGUUUUGUAUGCGAAGGAAAUAUCAUCGGGUGACCGCGUCAUGGCGGCCAUACGAAGAAUAUCUGGCAACAACUAUCAGGCACCCACUGGCCAGUCCUACGAGCAAGCUCUGCUGGGCUGGAUUUCACAUGCUUGCGCCGCUCUGAAAAAGCGCAUUAUCAAGGAGGUGGACGCUGGGCUGCCCGACGAUAAUGGUUCACGUCUGCAGACGCCGGAUAUACCACCUGUAAGGGACUUCCAGGAUCUGUGCGAUGGCAUCUGUUUGGCGCUGCUCAUCUCCUACUACUGCCCAAAGGUGGUGCCGUGGACGAGUGUGCGGAUUAACUAUUUGCCCGCCGUCGAGGACUCUAUUCACAACAUCCUGCUGGUCUGCAAUUUCUCGCAGAAGCAUCUGCCCUACACCGUGAUGCAUAUGACGCCCGAGGAUGUGACCUACAUGCGCGGAUCCAUGAAACUGAAUCUGGUAGUGCUGCUGACGGAUCUGUUCAAUCUGUUCGAAAUACACCCGGCCAAAUGUGUCUGCUAUCCCGGCAUGGAUGGUCAGGUUCCGCACUCGAAUUCAUUUGGCGGCGGCUUAAAUCGCAGAUCAACCCCGCCCAACGAAUACCAGACGGUUCAGUCAAAUAAUUUUGACGGUAAUCAUGCCGAAGCCUUCGUGGUGCACAAGUCGCGUGGCAUCACCACACUCGCCUCCAUGCACUCGCAGCAGCAGCAGCAGCUCCAUCAGCAGCAACAGCAUCAGCAGCAAUACCAUCAGCAGCCACUGCAGCAGCACCCGUCCCAGUCGCAGCUUCAAAUCCAACAGCAGGAGCCCUUGGUUCCAGCUCGCUUGCGCCAGGCUAAAGAAAAGACCAAUGUUGAGUCGAAGGCGGACGAGAGAGGUCGUCGCUCGCGCAGAAACUCCUCCAGCGAGGACUCCCAGCUGACCAUUGAGAACUUUGGUGGCUCGCAGGAUCAGCUGAAUACGCUGGGACGAUACGAACGCGACAGGGAACGCAAAUUGUCCAACACCAGUGUGGGCAGUUAUCCAGUUGAACCCGCUGUGGCCGUUCGCUCUUCAAUUGCCGAUGCUAGGGGCACGUUGCAGUUGGGCUACGAUACGGACUCCGGCUCUGAGAAGCAGGAUCGCGAAACGGAAAAGUAUUCGAUGCGCCGGCAAGUCAGUGUUGACAAUGUGCCCACGGUGUCGUCGCACAAUCUUUCGAAUGCGGGCAGCCCGUUGCCGGUGGCUAGGCACAAGCAACAUUCCAGCGACAAAGACUACAGCAGCAACAGCGGCAUGACACCAGAUGCAUACAACGAUUCCCGCUCCACCAGUGGCUAUGAUCCGGAGAGCACGCCCGUUCGCAAGUCCUCGACUAGCAGCAUGCCAGCAAGUCCCGCUGCCUGGCAGUUAGAUGUGGGAGACGACGAUAUGCGCUCGCUGGAAAACGCCAGCAAGUUGUCCACAAUUCGAAUGAAACUGGAGGAGAAGCGGCGGCGCAUUGAGCAGGACAAGCGCAAGAUCGAGAUGGCCUUGCUGCGGCACCAGGAGAAGGAGGAUUUGGAAUCGUGUCCGGACGUGAUGAAGUGGGAGACCAUGAGCAACGAAUCAAAGAGAACACCUGAUAUGGAUCCCGUGGAUUUGGACAAGUACCAGCAAAGUAUCGCCAUUAUGAACAUGAAUCUGCAGGAUAUCCAGCAGGAUAUCCACCGCCUGGCCACCCAGCAAAGCCAAAUGCAGGCGCAGCACCUCCAAGCCCAACAACUCAUGCAGGCUCAGCAAAUAGCCAACAUGCUGAACCAGCAGCAGACCUAUGGGUCGCAGCAGCACCUGGCUGAUCACCAUUACCAGCAGCAGAGACCCAUGCAGCAAAGCUUUGGUUCAUCGCCCCAUCUUCCGCAGGCCUACAACGCCCCAGUCAGCGCAUACAGCUCCCGUCCGCCCAGUCGCGAUCCCUACCAGCAGCAGCUCCACCAUCAGCAGCAGCAGCCCAUGCCCAUGCCGCAACCGAUGCAGUACGUCAACGAGCAUGGGCAGUAUAUGUCGCCGCCGCAGCCCGCACACUACAUGCCGCAGCAGGCACAACAGCCGCAGAGCAUUUACAGCGACAACGGGGCGGCGUACAAUCACAGUAACCACUCGCCAUAUGGCGGAACUCCACAGUAUCGGAGCAGCGUGGUGUACGACGAUUACGGGCAGCCCACCAACCACUUCUACCUGCAUGAGUCAUCGCCGCAGCCUCAAGCUCAUCAGCAUCCGCAGCGCAGGACUUGGGCUCACUCCGCAGCAGCCGCCGCUUAUGAACAACAGCAACAGAUCCAGCCUUCCCUGGUGGAUGUGAAUGCCUGGCAGACGCAGCAGCACCAAAAGCAGAAGCAGACCUGGAUGAACAGGCCGCCCUCGAGUGCGGGAGCCCCGAGUCCUGGCAGCUUUAUGCUGCACCAGAACGGUGGAGGAGGAGGUGGUGGCGGUGGUGGUGGCGAGCUACAGCACCUGUUUCAGGUACAGGCCUCGCCACAGCAUGGCCAACGGCAGGUUAGUGGAUCCAAUGGCGUGCAGCGCCAGCAGUCGUUGACCAACUUGCGAGACAAUCGCUCGCCCAAGGCACCACAAAACAUGGGAAUGCCCAUGGGUAUGCCAAUGCAGCAAGAGGACAUGAUGGCACCGCAGAGUAUUUGCUUUAUCGGUGACGAGGAGGAUGUUGAUGAGCUGGAGCGGAACAUCAUCGAAUCUAUGCAGUCGACGCACAUCUCCGACUUUGUACACCAACAGCAGCAGCAGCACCAACACCAACAGCAACUUCAGCAGCAACAACGGUUGCAGGGGCACAGCGGACGAGGUAGCAGCUCGGAGGAUUAUGACAGCGGGGAGAUGAUCUCCAACAAGCUGAACAUCACCAGCGGCAAUCUCACCUAUCGCAUACCCUCGCCAUCCCGUCCCUCCAUCCAAGCCAACAGCUUCCAGGAUCCCCGAGCCAUGGCAGCUGCUUCCGGUGGCGAGGACCAGCCGCCCGAGAAGGGUUUCUACAUCUCCUUCGACGAUGAGCAGCCCAAACGACCCAAGCCACCUCUGCGCGCCAAGCGAUCGCCUAAAAAGGAGUCUCCACCAGGAAGUCGGGACAGCGUCGAUAACCAGGCGACCCUGAAACGUGAAUCGCUAAGUCAUCUGCACAACAACAACAAUAUUGGAUUCGGAAAUGAUGAUGUCAACAGCAAACCGGUGACCAGGCACAGUAUCCAUGGCCUAAACAACUCCAACAGUGUCAAAUCUCCCGGAAAUGCCACGUACAACAAGUACACGGAUGAGCCGCCCAUCCAACUGCGACAGUUGGCCGUUUCGGGAGCAAUGUCACCAACUAGUAACGAACGUCAUCACUUGGACGAUGUCAGCAAUCAGUCACCGCAGCAGACGCAGCAACCAAUGUCGCCCACGCGACUCCAACAGAGCAGCAACAACGCAGAGGCGGCCAAGAACAAGGCGCUGGUCAUCGGAGCAGAUUCCACCAAUUUGGAUCCGGAAUCUGUUGAUGAGAUGGAGCGGCGCAAGGAGAAAAUCAUGCUGCUGUCUUUGCAACGUCGCCAGCAACAGGAGGAGGCGAAGGCGCGCAAAGAGAUUGAGGCUUCCCAGAAGCGAGAAAAGGAGCGCGAAAAGGAGGAGGAACGAGCGCGGAAAAAGGAGGAGCAAAUGGCACGGCGAGCGGCCAUUUUGGAGCAGCACAGACUCAAGAAAGCCAUUGAAGAGGCCGAGCGAGAGGGUAAAACCCUGGAUCGGCCCGAUCUGCACGUGAAGCUGCAAUCGCAUUCAUCCACCUCAACGACCCCACGACUGAGGCAGCAGCGCACCACGCGUCCCAGGCCUAAGACAAUUCACGUGGACGAUGCCAGCGUGGACAUCAGCGAGGCUUCAAGCAUCUCUAGUCGGGGCAAAAAAGGCUCAAGCUCGAAUCUAACCGGCUACGGUCAACUAAGCUCAAAUUCAAUGAAAAGAGAUUACUACAGGGGCUCCCAAGACUCCCUCACUGUAAAAGAGUCACCCGAUGAUUAUCCCAGUACAAGUUCAACUCCGAUUGGACGACGGGGAUCGUACAAAACUUCCAGAGAGCCAGCCGGCGUAGAAAGGGGCCGCACUCUGUCGCGUAUCUCCGUCGCUAAGGGCAGCACGCUUAAUUUCCGGGGCCGAAAGUCCAAUUCGCUAAUGAAUCUGUGCGGUCCUAAACUCUAUAAACAACCAGCGGCCAAAUCGAAUCGUGGAAUCAUCCUGAAUGCCGUUGAAUACUGUGUUUUUCCCGGCGUUGUUAACCGCGAGGCCAAACAGAAAGUGCUGGAGAAGAUUGCGCGCUCGGAGGCGAAGCACUUCCUGGUACUCUUCCGCGAUGCUGGCUGCCAGUUCCGCGCCCUCUACAGCUACCAGCCCGAAACGGACCAGGUAACCAAGCUGUAUGGUACUGGGCCUAGUCAAGUCGAAGAAGUCAUGUUCGACAAGUUUUUCAAAUACAACUCAGGAGGCAAGUGCUUCUCGCAAGUGCAUACAAAGCAUCUGACAGUGACCAUCGACGCCUUCACAAUACACAACUCCCUGUGGCAGGGCAAGCGGGUACAGUUGCCCAGCAAAAAAGACAUGGCGCUUGUAAUCUAAGCGGUGGGCUGAGUAUUCUGAGUGGCAUCUCGAUUCGGAUGCAGAAGGGUGGCGGCAGUGGAGCGGUUUGGCCAACGGGCGCUUGGCGCGGUUUUGGUCGCAACCACACUAUUCUACAAGAUUGCGCAUUAAGACAUCUAUGGAAGCAUAACAAAACAUAUACCGAAUGUUUUUCUAUAGGUCGCGGGGUUUUGGUGUUCAUCGGGGCAUAUACGGCUAAAUACUAUUUGCACAUGUUUCAAGAACAACAAAUCGGAAUUUACGAAAAAUAUUGUAGUGAUUAAUACAAUGCGAUUGAAUAUUUAUUUUGAAUAUAAAUGCAUAUAUCCAGCCUAAGAAUUUAUUGUUCACGCAAGCCUGAAGCAGUAGGAGAAGCAUUCAAUUGUAAACGAAGAACAGAUAGAGCAGGUAGAUUGCACUCGACAGCCAAAAGAAUGUAAUGGAAUUUUGAAUGAAUGUAUUUUUUGUUUGCAAACAGUAAGCUCCGCUGUACGAUGAUGAGGAACAAAUGUAGAAAAUCCUUUUUAUUAAUUUGUUUUAUAUUGUUAUGAAGUUAUUCAUGUAAAACUUUUUCUUGGCCUUGGGCAGGCGGAAAUGAAAUCGUGUAUGGGCCGCAGCCAAAGUCGAAACUAAUUUUAAUGCCACUAGCUAUUUAUUUUAACACUAAUUAAUAUUUACUUUUUAUGCGUAUUUAAAAAGGAAUAAUAAUACAACUAAUACUUAAACUUAUGUAUAUCUAUACAAACAGAAAAAGACUUUUGACUGCUGAAAGGGAAAUCCACUGUUCUUUUAGAUUUCUUUUUGCAAAGUCAGAUGCACGACGAGCAGUCCGACUCUAAAAUCUCUACAAAUUGUAUUGCACUUCUAACCACACUAGAACCAUUUCGAAUGCAUUUGCUUCUUAUGCCUGAGCCUGGCUUGAAUCGACUCGUCUAACUGCCAUCGAUCUUACUUUUAACUUUGUUCAUUAGUCACUUUUUAGACCGCUCAACUGUUCGAUGCACCUGCCUGCACCUUAGUCCCUAACCACAACCACACUCAUCUCGUUUUAUAAAUAAAGCGACCGAUCAAUCCCACGCUGGUAUCUUAUAAUUUAUUGUGUACAUCCGCUGGCUCUCACUUGUUUCCAAAACUGAUAUUACUUUAACAUCCGCAAGGUAUUUCAACACGAUUGACUUUAGAUAGCGAAGUGAGGGUAAAAACUAAUAGAGCAUAAUCCAACUGAACCGCCAUUAUAAAAUGAUUCCGAGCAGAUCGGUAAUUCGGGGGAUCAGGAUAAAAUAAAUAUGUAUAUGUAUGUGCGUGUCGGCGCAGUUGUGCCCUUGGCGCAAUUCGCUCCGGAAUAAUGAAUAUUAAUGAGAUCUAAACAUUAUUAUAUAAAAUGUAAUAAAGUUAUUGAACAUGAUUAUUU